GAAAAAGUAUAUGUUUUAAAUGUCCUGUCAAAGUCGUAAUAAGUGCCGAUUUGAAGGGAAUUUGCUCAGAUGAAAUAAUAUUAUUUGUUUAUGGUGGCUCCGUACUCUAUGAGCAGUUGGCCAUAAUUGUGAGCAACGACCAUACGAAUUUGGUAUUGUUUGAAUGUGAUAUUUUUUUAGAGGCUGUACAUUCAGUUGUAAAUUAAUUUGAACAAUAUGUCUGGGGUUAAUAAGAAAAGGUCAAAGAUAAAGCUUCGCGUGAAGGAUAACAGCCAGAAAGAUGUUUUUCUGGACGUUUCUCCCGACGACACGUUUGAGACGUUGCAGAUUCGCGCAGAAAAAGAGAUUGGAUUGGCUCUGGAUUUGAAGCAGUUCAGUUACUGCGGCCAGAGAAUCGACCCGAAAGGAAAUGUCAUUGAGUACUUUCGAAACGUCUGCAAGGGGCCGACCGGCGGUACCGAGGCCCCUAGCCCGAGCAGUCCGGGACUGCAGCCAGCGUGCGGUGUGUCUCCCGCACAGAUGACCAGCACCUUGCCUGUCCCAGAGGGUAGCGUUGCAGUAAAUUCAAAGGACGGACUGGAAAGUUUGGGGAACAGCAACGCAGCUGAAAUGGGAACGCUCGCAAAUUUCCAGAAGGUUCAGGAUCAGAACUCGGGGGAAGAUGAUCACGGCAAGGAGCAGAGAGUGGGAAGCUAUUGCGACGGUGCAGUUGAAAACGCCUGCGCCGCCGCCGACGACGACGACGACGCGAUGAUGCAAGUGGUCGGAAGCGAGGUCGAAGUGCCGCAGGAAGUAAGCGGUCCGCUGGGGCAGGACGUGGGGACGGAGCUCGGGAAGAGGGUGCGAGAUGCUCCGCGAAGCAGCGCUGAUGAAGCGGUGCGACCGGGCGGUGGGGACCGCAGUUCGCAGGGCUCUGCCGCCGUCGCGCCGCCCUCCGCGGGGGAGAGCAUGGAGGUGGAAACUGUGUUCGUGAAGGAAGAGGUGUUCGAUGAAGACGCCGAGGCCCAAGUGGUCGACGACGCUGACCUCCGAUACGAGGAGGACUUGGAAGACUCCGGGGGGGAGAGCCUGGACGGCGGCAGCUACGACACGGACAGCCUGGGCGACCUCGCAGACGACACGGACUUGGGGCGGCUGUGUCGACUCUGCGGCCGGGAGAAGAGCGACAUGGUGCUCAUAUUCAGCGAGGAGGGCAUGAGUUUGUGUCUGAAAGAGAAAAUAAACUCUUGGCUACCCAUGAACGUGAAGAAAACAGAUCUCUUGCCCAAGCAGGUGUGCGAACGUUGCAUAACCAAAGUGACAAUGUGCCAGGAGUUUGGUAUGCAGUGCUUAAGAACGAACAAUUUCCUGCAGCAGCUUGUUCGUAAGAAGUUCAGGUGUGAGACGCCGGCUGACGCGGACUCUCAGCCGGAGUACGACAACUCCCUCGAGCCAGAGGUCAAGAGCGAUGCUGGCGACACUUACUGCUGCCCGCUGUGCGUCUCCGGUGUGAUGAAGACCAAGCCUCUUGAGGAAGUGGAGGAAGACAGCGAGGCUUCGUCGAGCAGCGAGUUAGAACCUCAGUUGGACCGAGACGUGGCGGCGACAGCUGUAGUCGAAGAGGACUUUGGGAAAUGCGACCGCGCCGUUGUUCCGGACGACGCGAGCAUGGACUACGACGAGAGUGCGUAUCUGGUGGAGGCGGUGAUGGAUAACGGCCUCGACACGGCCGUGCCAGAGGACCCGGGCGACGGAGGUGAGGUGUCGAGGGAAGUGGCGCUCCUGCCGGACGAGAGCAGGCCGCGGGGCAGAGGGAGGGGCCGGGGUCGCGGACUGUCGCGAGGAGCGAGGGUGGAGCGGGGGCGGGGCAGAGGGCGCGGGCGAGGCCGGGCGAAGACCAGCCUGCAGGUGCCGAGGGGGGCAGGCGACGUGUGCGUGCCGUGCUGCCUGUGCGGCGCGGGCACGGAGGGCGUGAGCGGUGCCCUGCUCCACACGCUGCUGAGCCACAGCUCGGAGCCGGACUCCUACACCUGCAGUCUGUGCGGGCAGGAGGCCCAGGACCGGAGCGCUGUCAUCACGCACUUCCACGACGCGCACGGCUCCUUCGUGACCACCUACGAGCGCUUCGGCGACAAGAUCUUGUUGCUGUACGAGUGCAAACGGUGCACCACGGUCUUCCGCUCCGAGAAAACCCUUUGCGGGCACGACUGCUUGAAGAAGUUCGAAAGCGAUUCCUUGAAGUGCAGUAAGUGUAGCAAAACAUUUGUGACGAAAGCACGCUUGUACUUCCACCAGCAGUUCCACUGGAGGGAGAACACCCCCAUGACCUGCGAGAUGUGCAGCUUGGACUUCGGCGACGAGGACAGCAUGUACGACCACUUCAAGUUCAGCCACAGGGGGGACAAGUACGUGUGCAGCAUCUGCGGGAUUCACUUCAACAGCAAGACGGGCUGCUACACCCACGAGCAGAUGCACACCAACAAGCUCAUCAACAGACGCACCUUCACGUGCGACACGUGUUCCAAGUCGUUCUUCGACAAGCAGACGCUGAAGGAGCACGUGGUGAGCCACAUGGAGACGAGGCCCUACCAGUGCCACAUCUGCGGCCGCGACCUGAGCCGGCCGUCGCGCCUCAAGCGGCACCUGAAGGCCCACGCGUCCUACAACGCUCCUCCGCAGGACAUCUACCGGUGCCUGACGUGCGAGGAGGUGUUCUGCAGCCAGGAGAAGGCUUUCGAGCACACGCAGUCGGACCAGUCGGGAUGCAGAGUCGAUGGCGGCGGUGAGCAUGAGUUUGCCAAGGAGUCGGCCGAUAAAGUGUACAGGUGUGAGUUUUGCGAGAAGUGCUACUCGGCUACCGGUGUGCUGAACUACCACAGGAAAUCUCACAUGGACGACCCCAUGCCUUACAGAUGCCACGUGUGCGGCACGCCGCACGUGUCGUUUGCCCGCUGUGCCACCCACAAAGUGACGCACGGGCUGUUCACGGACACUGACCUCGGAGACUUCACGGUCCCCAAGUAUUUCCUGUGCGAGUUCUGCAACAGAUACUACCUCCACUGGACGUAUCUGUCCGUCCACCGGCGCAGAACACACAGUUCUGUUAAAUACUUGGUCACUGGGAUGAACGUGUUCAAGCCGGAGGUGCCCGCGCACAGCAAGCCCUUCAAGUGCGACAAGUGCGGGCGGCGCUACCUGCUGGAGUGGGCCCUCGAGAAGCACCAGAGGCUGCAGCACCGCGGCGACGAGUCCAGCAGCUACCAGUGCGACCACUGCGGCAAGGUGUUCUCCUGCAAGAAGUUCCUGGAGAAGCACCUGGUGGUGCACGGGGAGAAGCAGUUUGCCUGCGAGCUGUGCGACAGCGCGUUCGUGCGGGCGUCGAGCCUGGCCAUCCACGUGGGGCGCGUCCACACGGCCAGCAAGCAGCACUGCUGCGAGCACUGCGGCCUGGAGUUCGUGCGCCGGGGCGACCUCACGGAGCACAUCCGCACGCACACCGGCGACCGGCCCUUCCAGUGCGAGCACUGCAAGAAGAGGUUCCGCACCCGCGGCAUCUGGCACCAGCACACCAGGAUUCACCGGGACGAGCGACCGUACCCUUGCGACGUGUGCGGGGCGAGGUUCCGGCGCUCGUUCGCUCGCAACAACCACAUGACGCUGCACACGGGCGUGCGGGCGUUUGUGUGCGAGGUGUGCGGCAAGGCGUUCCGCAUGCACCAGGAGCUCACCAAGCACCUGAGGGUCCGGCACGAGCGCAAGGACGACGAGCCGCGACGAGACUCCGGAGCGCUGUGAACGUCAUUCCUGUGCUCUGGCAAUGGGCUGUCUGUUUUCUGUGCCGAGGCAAAAAUAAUUAAAGUUAUUUUUGAAGUUGUUGAGAGAUAAUGAACUUUUUUUUAUUAAAAAUGCUUAAUAUGUCGAA
This is a messenger RNA of Bacillus rossius redtenbacheri, 3901 nucleotides long. RefSeq lists its product as uncharacterized. The record is from RefSeq and is a predicted model, not a curated record. The transcript has 11 exons. Lineage: Eukaryota; Metazoa; Arthropoda; Insecta; Phasmatodea; Bacillidae. The coding region runs from base 217 to 3774 and encodes 1185 amino acids. Gene Ontology annotation, cellular component: nucleus. Gene Ontology annotation, molecular function: zinc ion binding.